This is a messenger RNA of Bombina bombina (fire-bellied toad), 1674 nucleotides long. It is a transcript of the gene GALNTL6, whose product is annotated as polypeptide N-acetylgalactosaminyltransferase like 6. The record is from RefSeq and is a predicted model, not a curated record. Gene Ontology annotation, cellular component: Golgi apparatus. NCBI's taxonomy places the organism in Eukaryota, Metazoa, Chordata, Amphibia, Anura, Bombinatoridae.
AUGGCUCUUACGUUUUCACUUGGACUAAGUAAUGCUCAGCUGUACACAUGGACAGAUGGCCUUAGAAGAAAGGAUUGGCACGAUUAUGAAACUAUUCAGAAAGAUACACUGCGCUCAGGAAAAGGUGAACAUGGGAAACCAUACCCCCUCACUGAAGAUGAUCAGGAUGACACGGCCUAUAGAGAAAAUGGUUUUAACAUAUUUGUUAGCAACAAUAUAGCACUAGAGAGAUCCUUGCCUGACAUUCGACAUCCUAACUGUAAGCACAAAUUUUAUUUGGAAAAGCUGCCAAACACCAGUAUAAUUAUCCCAUUUCAUAAUGAAGGAUGGACAUCCCUUUUGAGAACCAUGCACAGUGUGAUCAAUAGAACUCCAGACAGUUUAAUAGCGGAAAUAAUCUUAGUGGAUGACUUCAGUGACAGAGAACAUCUUAAGGAUAAAUUAGAAGAAUAUAUGGCCUAUUAUCCAAAGAUUAGGAUUGUGAGGACUAAAAAAAGAGAAGGUCUUAUUCGAACUCGAUUGCUGGGUGCAUCAAUGGCCAAAGGAGAAGUGUUGACGUUGGAUUCUCAUUGAGAAGUCAAUGUGAAUUGGUUACCACCGCCUAUUAAGUAAAUUGCACUAAACCACAAAACCAUUGUGUGUCCCAUGAUCGAUGUCAUUGACCACAAUCACUUUGGGUAUGAAGCACAAGCCGGAGAUGCCAUGAGAGGAGCAUUUGACUGGGAAAUGUACUACAAACGCAUUCCAAUCCCUUCAGAACUUCAGAGAACGGACCCCAGUGAGCCUUUUGAAUCCCCUGUAAUGGCUGGUGGUUUAUUUGCUGUUAAUCGAAAGUGGUUUUGGGAACUUGGUGGCUAUGAUCCUGGUCUAGAAAUCUGGGGAGGAGAGCAGUAUGAAAUAUCCUUUAAGGUAUGGAUGUGUGGAGGAGAAAUGUUUGAUGUCCCUUGUUCCAGAGUUGGUCACAUUUACAGGAAGUAUGUGCCUUAUAAGGUUCCAACAGGAACAAGUCUUGCAAGGAACUUAAAGCGAGUAGCUGAAACAUGGAUGGAUGAAUAUGCAGAAUAUAUUUACCAGAGGAGACCGGAGUACAGACACCUCUCCACUGGUGAUUUAUCUUCCCAAAAGGAGCUUAGAAAGAACCUCAAAUGCAAGGACUUCAAAUGGUUUAUGUCUGAAGUAGCCUGGGACAUACCAAAGUAUUACCCUCCGGUGGAGCCUCCGUCUGCCUCAUGGGGAGAAAUUCGAAAUGUGGCCUCUAACCUCUGCAUUGACAGCAAACAUGGGGCAACAGGAACUGAAGUGAGACUGGACAAUUGCAUAAAAGAUGGCUCUGAGAGGACCUGGUCACAUGAACAGCUUUUCACCUUUGGCUGGAGAGAGGACAUACGCCCAGGGGAACCUCUUCACACUAGAAAAUUCUGCUUUGAUGCAAUUUCUCAUAACAGUCCCGUCACGCUAUAUGACUGUCAUGGUAUGAAGGGUAACCAGCAAUGGAGUUACAGAAAGGAUAAAACUUUGUUUCAUCCUGUAAGCAACAGCUGCGUAGACUGCAACCCAGCAGAAAAAAAAAUAUUCAUGAACAGAUGCGACCCUUUGUCUGAAACGCAGCAGUGGAUUUUUGAGCACAUUAAUAUGACUAUAUUACAGAAAUUCAACAUCUAUAAUAACUCUUAG